CAGAAGCCGCACCAUGAUUUGCAUGCCUGCUCUUAACCUUCUUUUCUACAACGGCCUGUUGGGCUAUUUAGUAAGGGAAAUCACUCAAAUCAUCAAUGAUUCUUCGGCCAGGACAAGUGUCUGGCAGCAUAUUCCUAUUAUCGGCAGGAUCUUCGCUCCUGUACAACUGCAAGCUCUUAAUGCAGAGGAGUUCGGGGAGAACCUGUGGGACCUCAACCCAUAUGUAAACAUCUUGCUGCUUCUCCCAGCACUCUUUCAGAGCCAUCACUUCACCAUGGUGAUGGCGCCGAUCCUCAUGUUGAACUUCUACGUUUACCAGUGCCUGGGUGCGCUCCACCUGAAGCUGAUGUGGCACUUGUGGUGGAGCGACCUCUGCUGGAGCUACUAUGCUCCGCUCGUCUUUUUCGGAUUGCUGAUGAACACGCUGCACUUGAGUCUGAUCAUAGGAGCUCUGAAGGCUCAGCUGACGAUCGACAGUGACCGCAAACCCCGGAUCAUGUCUGAGUAUUUCCCUGAACAGCAGCAACUUGCCGGAGAGGAAAUUCGGGAGAGAAGGACAAUGGCCCAGAACAUUAAACACUGGAAAACCUUAAACUGAACGGCGCUCCACAGGCUCAACCGCCCUUAACUGGGUCGCCAUCAGUCAGGUGCUUAACCUUGCCACAUCUACAAAUACUGGGUCGGUGGUUCAACUAAUAAAUAUGCCAGAAAACGCAAGACACACAGA
Messenger RNA from Drosophila erecta, 727 nucleotides. RefSeq lists its product as uncharacterized. The record is from RefSeq and is a predicted model, not a curated record. Lineage: Eukaryota; Metazoa; Arthropoda; Insecta; Diptera; Drosophilidae.